CGCGAGGAAGCUGACCUGGCAGUAUCGCAUGUGCGGGAUGGGAGAGGAGAGGUUGCCGAGAAUUGUAUGGGAGGCGAAGUGGGCAAACAAAAAGAGGGGUAGACAACCCACGGAAUGGGUCAAGGUUGUAGAGGACGUAUGGAAGGGGCUCGACAUCGACGAAGAUGAAACGCUGGAAACGGAGGGUCUACAGGGGUUCAAGGAGAAGAUAUCUGUUGCUUGUGCCGAGAGAGAAGAACAGAAUCUGAGGAAAGAAUCCAAGGAUAAGGAGGGUCUAGAAGUGUACGGAAUGUUGAAGGAAGGAAUAGGGUUCAAGGACUACCUACAUGGACCAAUGGAUGCAGGAGGAACAAAGCUUAAGGUCAAAUUCAGGACCGGGGACAUAGGCCUUCGUCGUCGACGAAGACAUAGGACGGUAGACGACGAAGACGACAACGAGUUCAAAUGUGAUUGCGGCUUCGAAUGCGAAGACCGUGUUCAUGUAGUCGCGGAAUGUCCGUUGUACAAGAAGGAGAGGGAAGUGUACGUGACUGAGCUGGGAAAAAUAGAUGGAACGUACAGGGAGAUGUUUGAGGCAUGGAAUAGAGAGGAAAGGACGGUAGCUGUACUGGGGCAUAGGAGGUGGGUUGAAAAGGCGGGAAGGGAUAUCGUUAGGAUAGACAGACUAGGGAAGACAUUUUUGAGCCACCUUUGGCAAAGUAGGAAGGAACGAUUGGCCAUCGGUGAUCGGUCCUGUGGGAACAAUGCUCCGUCCUCUCGAGGAUGCGUGGUCAAUGGUCUAACCGCUAAGGCAUGCAAAACAUAGGUGUACGCCCCCCCCCACCCGCCAAUUCACUUCGCGAACUCGGC
Ectocarpus sp. CCAP 1310/34 is the source of this 849-nucleotide messenger RNA. Lineage: Eukaryota; Phaeophyceae; Ectocarpales; Ectocarpaceae. The record is from the annotation of a GenBank genome assembly.